GAUAUGACAAAUAUGGAGAGGUGGGGGCGCAGGCCGGGUUUGUGCUUUUUGACUCGGUUUGUAGAAAUGGUCUGGAACCAUUUUACAGAAGCCGAUCAGCUGCGCUCGCGCGCUACGCUCCUGUCACGUGUUUCCAGGGGAUCGCAAAGGAGACGGACUUGUAAACAGUACGAGCGUGUCUCGCUGCCCGGCUGCGAGCUAGCUGCAGCGUAGCCGCUUGCUAGCCUUGCUCUCCGCGAGAGUUAGCAUGUGUUCAGGAAAUGUGCCGACAAAAACAGGACACACAGUAAAGGCUCUGCUUCCUGAAUUAGUUUAAGGUGGGAGGCUUGGCUCUGGUGGAGAUAUGAGAUUACUCUUUCUUGCCCCUCUCGCCCCAAAAACGGGGAACCACACUACAGCUGAGAGAAUAAGGGUCCACAUUGAAUCAGCAGGACACACUUGUGAACUCAGAGAUGCUGCAGAAUUCCAGUCUCCUGCUGAGGUGACAAACCUAAUAUCCCAAAAGCCUGCGUUUGAUGGAGCGCUGGCUAUUCAUCUGUUCAAAGCAGGCAGACAUCUACUUGAUAUCCCGGUGCCAUUUGGUGUCAUCUUUGGAGGAACAGACAUAAAUGAAGAUGUGAAAGUUGAGAAAAAGCGCGUGGUUAUGCAGCAGGUGCUACUGAAAGCCAGGUUUGCCGUUGCAUUUACCAACAAACUCAAAGAAGAGGCUGAGUUAUUUUUGCUGCCACAGAGAAAUAAAAUCUUUGUCCAGCCUCAAGGUAUCAAGACGGAAGUGACUAAAAAUUUCUGCUGGACUGAAUUCUUGAGGAGCUCAGGUGUACGUGGCGACCACGUGGACGAGGCGCGUGUCUUCCUGUUGGUCUGUGGCCUCAGGCGAGUCAAGGACCCUGUCUAUCUGGUGGAGGCUUUUUCAGGGUGGCAUCAUGAGGAUCCACUGAAUGUAUUGGUCAUUAUCGGGCCCAAGAGUUCUGGACAUGUGCUGAUGGAUCCUGUGCUCACGCUGGAGGUGGAAGCUCUCGUUAAGAGAACAGCAGGGGUCUUCUUGACCCAGGAGAGAAGCCAACAGGAGCUUCACGCUGCCAUGAAAAGGUGCUUCGCUGUGGUCAACAGCUCCAUCUCAGAGGGCAUGUCAGCAGCCAUCUUGGAGGCCAUGGAUCUCGAGGUACCCGUCUUGGCCAGGGACAUUCCAGGAAAUGCAGCCGUGGUGCAGCAUGGGUUCACUGGCCUGCUGUACUCCUCUCCUCAGGAAUUUGUGCAUCAAUCUCAGAGGCUGUUGUCAGAUCCUGAGCUGAGAGAGAGAGUGGUGAGAAAUGGGAAGCUGUACGUGGAAGCACAUCACAGCUCGGAACAUGAGAGGGAAACCUACAGGCAGCUGGUGGACACUCUGCGAUGACAUGAGGUCAGAGGAGUCGACCCCCGCUAGACGUCAGGAGCUGCAGUGCCUUAAUGUGCCUUGCCCAGUAGAGAUCAUUAAAAGGGAAUCCCGAAAUACCGAAGAGCACUUUAACCAAAGACGCAGAGGAAGAUUGUCUUCUUAAUGUAUUUUAUUUUACGGUAUUUAAAAUUCUGUAUUGUUAUUGAAGGUUUGAUAUCGAGUAAGUUUGGG
Molecule: messenger RNA, 1606 nt
Organism: Betta splendens (Siamese fighting fish)
Lineage: Eukaryota; Metazoa; Chordata; Actinopteri; Anabantiformes; Osphronemidae
Gene: glt1d1
Product: glycosyltransferase 1 domain containing 1
Exons: 13
Coding region: 344-1393 (349 amino acids)
Molecular function (GO): glycosyltransferase activity
Source: RefSeq, a predicted model, not a curated record